Messenger RNA from Ostreobium quekettii, 300 nucleotides. NCBI's taxonomy places the organism in Eukaryota, Viridiplantae, Chlorophyta, Ulvophyceae, Bryopsidales, Ostreobiaceae. The record is from the annotation of a GenBank genome assembly.
AUGCAUCACAUGAGCCACCCCAACGUGGCCCGCAUGCUGGCUGUCGUGAGGUCCGGCCUCGUUAUCAUGGAGCUGGCAAGUGAGAGCCUGUUCUCGUGGUACCAACACGGCUGGGUGGCAGACUGGGGCCCCAAGACCCACGUUGGACACCAGGCCGCGUUGGGACUCGCCCACCUCCACGCCCACCCAAUCAUCCCCCGCGAUGUCAAAUCGUGCAACUUCUUGGUCUUCCCGCCCUCCUCGGGAGACUGGGUGGUGCCCGUUGUCAAGCUAGGCGACUUGGGCAUUGCAGUGAGAUAA